This is a messenger RNA of Pieris napi, 3410 nucleotides long. RefSeq names its product transmembrane and coiled-coil domains protein 2-like (gene Dmtn). Bases 258 to 2054 code for a protein of 598 amino acids. Lineage: Eukaryota; Metazoa; Arthropoda; Insecta; Lepidoptera; Pieridae. Gene Ontology annotation, cellular component: endomembrane system. The transcript has 18 exons. The record is from RefSeq and is a predicted model, not a curated record.
CUGUGCAUCUUCCAUCCAAUCCAGACGUCUUUUUCCACUUAGUAUUUCUGUCAUUUAACAUUAUACAUAUUUUAUGUACAAUUGCAGUUAUGUGGUAAUUUUAAAUUUAUUUUCUCGAUAAAACAUGAUCUUAUCGUAUAACAUUACAGUGUGUGUGUCUUAAUAUCAAAUUGCUGCCUAAACAGAUAUACACAAAACAAUGGAUUCGAAAUCAUUCAAGCGGUUAAAAUAAGUGAAAAUGCAUAUAAACGUUUAGUAUGGAUACAUUGCACGUUGGACAUGGACACAGUAAGGGAUCCAGUAGGAGUCAGUCCCCGUCUACAGUGGAUCUGGCUAGAGAUCCCGCCUUGACUGAUGAUGCGUUGAUACGAUCGAGGGUCCAGUCACCGUCCACGGUGCAUCAUGUCAAUGAUUCAUCGUCCCGUCACGGAGAGCCUCGUUCUCAUCACGUAAAGUCACAUUCCAGGGAUCUCGGUACCAGCCCCCUUUCUGCUAACACAACCGGAAACACGUCACGAGAAUUAGAAGAUUCGCCGCAAAAGAAGAAUAUUUCGAAUAUAAUCCCCGGAGACUAUGUCACCGCCGUGUACAGCCCUAAUGUGUCAUAUGCCCUUUCCGCUGAUGAAUAUGGCUCACCGGCUUACAGAGGUCAAGAUGGGGAUUAUUUAACGCAAGGAUCGGAAGAUAGUGAAGGCAAUGUGGCGUCUGCUAAGGCACAGGCUGCCAUUGCGCAUCUCAACAGCAAGAUCGAAAGAACGAAGGAUCUUAUACGGCUCGAACAGACUAUAAGAGAUGAUAAUGUAAACGAGUACCUGAAGUUAGCAGCGAAUGCAGAUAAGCAACAGUUGCAGCGGAUCAAGGCUGUGUUUGAGAAGAAAAACCAGAAGAGCGCCCUCUGUAUUGUACAAUUGCAAAAGAAACUCGAGGGAUAUAACAAACGGAUUAAAAACUGGGAGCAACAUGGUACAAGCGGACAAUCACACAGACAACCACGGGAAGUGUUACGGGAUAUGGGGCAAGGGCUUAAAAAUGUGGGCGGUAAUAUACGCGACGGAAUCACUGGUUUGGGCGGAAGCGUGAUGGCGGCGCCAAGGGAAUUCGCCCACCUUUUCUCACGCUCCAACCGCUUCGGAUCCGCUGAUAACAUCGCGCAUCUGGCCGAAAACACGGGUCCCUCGCCCCAGCACACGGAAUUACGAGCGAACGCGUCAUCGGAAGGGUCACGCACAUCCGAAGCGGGCGAGAACGCACCACGCGGGUCUACUCUGCCCCGCGCCGCUACCUCCCCAGCGCCCAAGUACUCACCCGAUGCCUCGCCUAGUUCAUCGGUUACUAGUGAGGGAGCACCAUAUCCAGCGCAAGCGGGCGCAAACAACAUGUCGGAAGCAACAUUUAGCCUUAAGCCAAUACUCAAUGAACUGCGCGAGCGCAGGGAAGACUACCAGAGGUUAGCUGAGAAAAUAGAUGCAUUAAAGAACUUAACGCAAGAAGUAUCGUUUCUUUCUGCUGCGCUGCAAGAAGAAAGGUUUAAGACGGAGAGGCUUGAAGAACAAAUCAACGACUUAACUGAAUUGCACCAAAAUGAGGUGGAAAAUUUAAAGCAAGCACUGACGGAUGUAGAAGAAAAAGUGCAGUAUCAGAGCGAAGAGCGGAUACGAGAUAUACACGAAGCAUUAGACCUCUGUCAAACUAAGAUCAGCAAGCUGGAGCAAUGGAUGGCGGGUGGGGGCGCGGGAGGAGUAGGUAGCGGGGGUGGUGAGGCGGGGGGAGCGGCGUUGCCCCCGCGGGUGGUGGUGGUGAAGCUGCUCAACGUGGCGCUCACGCUGUUGCAGCUGGCUCUGUUGCUGGUGGCUACGGUCGCGGGCGUGGCUAUGCCCUUCUUGAGGACCAGGGUCCGAGUCCUUACAACGAGUCUUGUGGUGAUGGUAGGCGUUAUGGUCCUAAAGCAAUGGCCGGAAGUGACGCAACUUUCAGAACACCUCGUGCGGCGGCUCAAAGAGUAUCUACUUGACAAACAUCACGACAGGUAUGAAUGUCGGUCGUUGUGUGGUUGAUUUUUCGGCGAUAUUGCAAUUCUGUCUGGACUGAUCAUCGUGGUGAUUUGCUAUAUUUGUGAUUGAAUUGCAAAUAAACCGUUGUUUAUAUUGAUGGAAAUACUGUAAUCCAACAUUAGGGACUAUGUGAUAUUUUGUGGAUGGAGUUCUGAGGGAGUUUUGUACGUGGAGUGGACAAAUUUGAUUCUUGUGAACGCUAUUUGAGACGCAAUUUCAUUUUUGUUUAAGAUCUUGGAAUCCCGUUAAUGGAGAACACGAUUUUCUUUUAUAUUGUUUCGUCAAUAAUCAAACCCGUGACUGUCAGUUAUAAUAACGCCUCAAAUAGUUAUCACAUUCAUUAAAUUUGUUCCUUAAAUAUUCAUUGAAGGGUUAUUAUCUGAAAUGUUAGCUACUUGUGAUUUCUUACAAAAGCUUUACUUAUUGAACGAAAAUUAUUUAUUGGAAUUAUGUUGCGUAAAUUAGUACAAUUAAAGUCGGCUCGUGCUGAAAUUCUGUAUAUAUCCCCAAUGUUCCCCAAGUUAUUUCAGUGCGGGGUCGAUUAUAAAUUUAUAUUAAUGUUGAUAUGGUAGACCCAUUGGAUAUUUGAAUAUUUAAUCAGAGGUUUCAAUUAUAGAUGAGGUGAUUAAAUGCGAGUGUGCACUUGAUUGAUGCAAUUUCGAAAUUCUAAGAAUAUACUUUGCCUUUAUAAAACUAAUGUGUCGGUAUGAUAGAGAGGGAACGAUUAUAAUACAGUGAACGAGAGCGGGAUGCAAUAUUUGUUCAUCUCUUUAUGCACUGCUAUUAGUAUUUUUGUAUGAAAACCUUGCCAUUGUUACGCACCGAACUUUUUCCAUAUAAAUUGUGUGUAAAGUCAACAAAUAGAGUACAUCUAUGAUUGAAAUCUCCGUAUUAAGCCUGAAAUUUGAAUUAAAUUUUUUUUGACGAAUAUGUCGAUACUUUAUUUGAAAAGUUGAAAUUGUAUUAAGCAAUAAUUAGUUUAAAUGAAUUCACGAACUAGGUCAAAAUUGUAUAUUUAUCGUAUAAUUAAUAAACAUUCCAAAUUACCGAUUGACGUAGAACAAACGUUUAAAAGGGGGAAUAAUUUUGUAAAUUAUGUACAUAUUUUGUGCACGGAUGGUUAUUUUUAUAUCGUUAAUACGUUUAUUUCUACAUUUGUUUGGUAACUUGGUGCAUACGAUACUGGUUCCUAUAUUUUACGGAUACGGAUGUCUUGUAACGUAUGGGAACUGGGUUGUAAUUUAUUGUUGCUAGAAUGGGUAUGGAUGUAAUUUUAAUAAUUUGAGCUCUCAAUUAAUAAUGUACAAUUGACCAGUUUUUGUUUAUGCCUAUGGAUGGAAUUAAAUCAUCACAAUUUUA